This is a messenger RNA of Metschnikowia bicuspidata var. bicuspidata NRRL YB-4993, 3241 nucleotides long. RefSeq lists its product as uncharacterized. Lineage: Eukaryota; Fungi; Ascomycota; Pichiomycetes; Serinales; Metschnikowiaceae. The record is from RefSeq and is a predicted model, not a curated record. The transcript has a single exon. Bases 335 to 3157 code for a protein of 940 amino acids.
GGCCACGCGUCUGCCGUCUUUUCUGGCCACUAGUCUGCCGUCUUUAUAGGCCACUGCCGUUUAUUGACCACUGUCGUCUUUAUUGACCGCUGCCGUUUAUUGGCCACUGCCGUCUUUACUCGGCCACUGCCGUUUAUUGGCCACUGCCGUCUUUACUGGGCCUACGUGCCGUUUAUUGGCCACUGCCGUCUUUACUCGGCCACUGCCGUUUAUUGGCCACUGCCGUUUAUUGGCCACUGUCGUCUUUAUUGACCGCUGCCGUUUAUUGGCCACUGUCGUCUUUAUUGACCACUGCCGUUUAUUGACCACUGUCGUCUUUCUCCCCAGUUGCCAAAUGGCCGACAUCAUCCAGGCCCUCCACCGCAGCGAGGCGCUGCAGCUGGAAAACCUCAUUGCCUUGCUCGGCGUCGUCAAAGGCCUGAAAAUCGCGGGCCCCGAGAGCCAGAUCCCGUCGUUGGUGCGCGGCUUGUGCACCAGCAACCAGAAACUCCUCCAGAUGACCGGCGCCGCCCCGCCGGCAGACGCGCCGGACGCGGACCACGUCAAGCUGGUGGUCAACGACUUCCUCGUGUGGUUCGACGGCAACUUCGUCGUGUUCGAGAAGCUCCUCCAGUGCCUCUCCGCCAAACAUAUAACCCAGGGCACGCUCUACCAGCAGCCGGUGCUCCACAGCCAGAGCUACGUGGACUUUGCGCGGUCCAUGGCGCGCGUGUUGCGCAACCCGUUCAUCCUCGACAAGUUGGCGCAGGUCCAGGCGCGGGCGUCGGCCGUCAUUGCCCGCACCGGCGACAUGGUCCGCCAGGCCCGGCUCAGCGACAUCAGCUUCGACCACGUGCAGACGUUCGCCGGCCGCAGCGUGUCGUGCUUCUUCACGCCCGCCCAGAUCGUGCGCCGCUCGGAGGACGCGCCGCUCUUCUUGGGCGAGUGGCGCGUGGAGAUGUUGUUGUUGAAGUUGGGCCUGCAAACGCAGCCGCGCUUCGACGCCUGGGCCGUGUUGAACGUGCCGGCGCCGGCGGCCCGGCGCUCCGUCGUGUACCCGCCGUUCCGGGUCAACGAGUUGGCCGUGGCGCUGGCGGGCGACUCGCUCCGCUUCUCCUCGCUCUCGCUCGACUUGGCUCCGAGCAACCACAGGUUCGCCAUCUCCGGCCCGCCGGCCCUCCUCGACCUGUGGUUCCGCGACCUCCGUGCCAUCUUCCCCACCUCCGACAAACUCCUCCACAGCAGCGCCGUGCAGCUGCUCGGCCUCGGCAUCCACACCGUGCUGGUCCCGAGCGACGACGGCUCGCGGCUGCUGCCCUGCUCGACGCCCGAGUCGGAGGGGUUGCUGCCAGGCGCCCGGCGCUCGCUCGACUCGGGCCACUCGAUGGAAAUCAUGAAGAAAACGCUCUCCAGCAGCGGCAUGGAGCCCGAGCUCAAGGAGCGCCAGCUCACGGUGGUCCAGGACCCGAAGCCGCACUAUUCCAUCGAGGCCGAGUACGCGUAUCCGGAGGACGCGGACGCGCAGGGCUCGGCGGACGACGACAGCGUCGACUGCUUCGACGUGGUGACCUCUGUGCCGCAGAAUCACGGCCUGGAAUUGCAGAAUCACGGCCUCAACAUGCUCAAGCAUGCCGCGGCGUCCAUGCCCGACGUUUCGGCGGCGACUGCGCCGUCCAUAUACAUCAACGCAGCAGGCUCUGCCAUCGAUGUCGACAACUUCGGCAAGUCGCACAACCCCUCGUUUGCCAGCUUGCCUGCGGCCGAGAAGAAAGCCCAGCGGAAGUCUUUCCUCGACUUGUUUCGGAAGAGGCGGAAGGAGAAGGCGGCGUCAAGCAGCCCCUCCGAGGCCUCGGAGGGACCCUCUUUGAACACUGCAGCAGUUGCGGCGGAGCCACCAGUAUCCAUGCCCGCGGCCCCACACACUGCGGCUUCCAGCGACGCGUCUGCUUCUGCCAACGACAUGGGCUUGGCGAAAAAGCCCGCGCCUGCCCCGAUGAAGCGCCCCGCGGACCUCCAGAUCCAGAUCCCCAAAAUCAGCGACCCGGGAGCCGCCUCGAGCCAGCCGGGGAGCGCCACGUCCGCGUCCAACCGCACCUUGCCCCUGCCGUUCGCCUUGCCCUCGUCGACAUCCACGUAUUUUUUCAAGCCACACUUGAAUGCGGCGGCGGGCGCCAACGGGUCGACCACCAGCUUGCCCGGGGUCAUUGACGAAAAGCCCUACGAGAUCCCGCAAGACUUCAAGGACAUCGUCAACGCCGCCGACUCGCUUGAUUUCUACAUCACGCCAGUCUCCCCCAACUCGAUCAAGGUGUCGAAGUGGAAGCCGCGCCACGGCAAGUGGGAGAUGUUGACCUCCAACGAGAACGUGUUCUUGAAGAUCGUGGCCAACUACAACAUCUACAAGAGCUGGCUAUUGGUGUUCAAAGAGGAGUACGAUGAGGAGUACGGCGAGGUCAUUGACAAGCCGCUUUUGGUGCUAGACCUUGACGAGAACACCAGUGCCCGGCUGUCCACGGCACUCGACAUCGAGAUCCAUGCGACUGACGCCUUCAGCAAGCAGAAAACUCACAUCAUUGUGCGCUGCUUUACCUGUAAUUUGGUGCAGGCUAUCUCGACCAAUUUCAGCAACAUCCUAGAGGUCAUGAACAGCAAGAAAUCGCUCACGCAGUCCUCGAAGUUCGAGUCUAUGGGCACUCUUUCUUCCUCGCUUGCAAGUAAGCCCAGCACUUCGUCGACCCUUCACAGCAUAUUCGAUCAGAUCCAAACACCGGCUGCUUCUGGUGGCAACACGCCCGAAGAAAACUCAGAGGGCAUAUAUGCCUCGGGUACAAAAUUGUUGCUCGACCGCAUCACCAUCAAAUUGCACAGGCAGAUGGAGCUGUAUGAGCAGAUUCACCGCGUUUCUUCGUGGAAGGCGCUUGCAAUGUAUUCAUUGAGCAUUCUGCAUUCGGUUGACGCUUCGCAAAUGGGGUUCUACCACUUCGAUAUGCAUAUCAAAGAAGAGGCGGGUGAAGAGAAAGUGGACGAGUAUCUGUGGACGUUUCAAGACGACAAGAUCCAUGAGUAUGUUGAGACCAUCGGGAAGGCUGCCACGCUCGUCAAGGCUUCUGAGGGCGAAAUCUACAUGCUUGAGUGCAGAGGCAAGAAGGAACUAAAGCGGCUUAUCAGCUUAUUCUGAAUAGGGGGCUCGGGCGUAUCAGAUGUACAACCUUAGUUUUUUACAGGGUGCUUAAUUAAUACACGGCCGCACAGUAAUAUCGGA